AUAUUCCGUUUUCGACCGGAGCCGCUUUUAAUUUUUGAAAUGCAUAGAUAAAUUUAAAUAUGAUAAAACGGCUAUGCGUUUGGCUCUAUUUAACCUUGUUCUGAGCUGCUGUGUGACGUUGAUAAUCUGGAACAGCCCAUCUUCUGGAUUCAAGAUCAGAUAUGGGCGCGAAAGGAGUCGUAUUUUGAAGUUAAAAAAGAGGAAAGGUGCAAUUUUGACCAGAUUAAACUUGUUAACCAGGACUAGAGGCAUAGGAAUAUUUCCAUGUAGAGCUACCCCUGAAGAUUCUACUCCAGAACCAGAAUCUGAGAAAGAAGAAGGAACACAAGAAAGCUUUGAAAACAUUGUGGAAGAAGAAAAACCUAAGCGUAUGCCAAAUAAUCCCGUAAUUGAACAAGAUUUAGAAAAUUUUGAUCCGCUCUUUAGAAACAUCCCAACUCUUCGCACUCUCAAACGUAAUAUAAAGCUAGAAGAUAGACCUGGAGCGUUCUCUGCACCUGACUACGCCAGAGAUUUUAUUGAACAGGAUGCCUGGGAUUUCCAUCCAAAUAAAAUCAGAGUUAGAGGAAAGUAUUUCUCAAAGCUAUACCAAUACGAAUUGCGUGAGCCUAUGAAACGUCAUGAAAACGAUACUGGCUCUCCUGAAGUUGUAAUUGCAUCUUUGACAGCUAAAAUAGACUAUAUUUCUUCCCACGUAAAAAAUAACAAAAAGGAUGUGCAAGCAAAAAGGCAGUUGGUAAGGUUAGCGACAAAACGUAGAAAACUUUUAGAAUAUCUCUAUCGCAAAAAAAGGGAUACAUUUUACAUGCUGAUAAAAACAUUUAAUUUACCUUUUGAUGAGUCUCGUUUCUCUUACAAGAGGAUAUUGCCAGAAAAUAUAUACUCACAAUAUCGCAGAACUAAACUGCGACCAUACAUGCAUCUGGGACUUUUAUCCCCCAAUACACAAAAUAAAAAGGGGAAGAGUGCAAACAGCAACUAUUCUAGGCCUGUAUACACAAUUCUUGACUCAAAACCCUCAACAACUGAGCAAAAGAGUAUAAAGGUGGAUAACAGCAACAUUCUAAUUCUGAAUUCAGACAAUUUUAAUGAGAUUAGUAAAUACCCAGGUAAAAUAAAGACUGGCAUAAAUGAUGCGCUUGUAAUUACACCUCUACAUAAUUUAAAUCUAAACAGUGUUUUUGGGGAAUCUCUUUUCGAAAAGAGGAAGAGAAAUGAAAAAAUUUUGCAUCUUGCGGAACUUGUAUACUUAUCAGACGGCAUAAUAGUGCCAAUAGACUACAAUGAGCUUAAAAGUAAUGGAUGUAGACACGUUUAUAACCUAAAGCUUGCAAAUAUUUUGAUUUUUUUCUUGAGAGAAUGUUUUGAACAGGCUAGAUAUCCUAAUGUACACUUUAUUGUCUACAAUUGGAAUGAGAUUUCCACGUGGAAUAGUUAUAGGAAUUCAUUUUUAAGACGCCAAAAAAAGGAGAUACAUCAAAUUCUUAACGAAUUUAUUGCAGAGUCUGGUAAAAUUAGUACAACGUGCGAAUUUACGAAUUCUUCCGAAAAACAUGAUUGGGUUACAAAGCUCUAUCCUUCCAUCAAAGAACGUAUAAAAUUACACAGGGACUGCAAGAGUGAUUUGGAAUCUGACUUUAAUGGUAGAGUAAAAUCCUGUGAGGUGAUAAAGGCCUUUAGAAAGCAAACUCAGGAUAGUUCUGAUGAUCUUGUUUCUCGUUUAAAUCCUAACCAAUUACAAGAACUCAAGAAUCUUGCUCCAUCAUACAACCAGUUGAUAGAAUUGAUAAAGGUGCAAAGGGAACGUAUGAUAACGUUUCUAAAUGACACAAGUAAUUACGGACAUCCAGUCGAAUGGUACAAGAGAGAAAUAGAUGCGCUUGUUAACAACAGUCUGAAUGAGCUGGUUGCCACGAUGCAUGUGGUAAAGGGAUGUGAGAAUUUUGCAAAGGAGCUAAAAAAUAGACUUGUUGAAUCGCUAAAGAGUAUAAUUAUUGAAUUCAUUGAUACAUUGUCUCUAAGAAUGCACGAUGAAAUCGUGCAGGAGUUUCGGAAUAACAUUUCAAGCCUUACUAUUUCUCCAAACCUUGAUGAGGAACUGGAAGAUGCUAUAAGAACAGCGGAUAGCCUCUAUUUUAAAAAGAGGAAAAGCCUAGAACCCAAAAUAUUGAGAAACGACCCUGUCUACAAGGCCAAGUUCCAGUCACAGAGGGCUGAUUUGAUCCAGAAUCUCAAGGAAAUAUCAAACCAUAUACUGGAAUAUGCCAUUUCAAACGGCAUGUACUAUCAUCGCAUAUCAAUAAGGGAUGGAAUCUUGCUCUUGCCUCAAAAUUUUGUACUAAAGUACCUCAAUAGGCUCCUCGACAAGAUCAAGAUUCCACUACGCAUCUCCCUAAACUACUUGAGUCCAUCUGCCUUUGGAUUCUCAAACUUUUUCAGGUUAGUCAUUUCACCACGUCACGCUCGUUACAGGAGCAAGGAUACGCUAUCUCCACAAAUUUGUCGUUACUUCACACACAGUGACAGUGUCAACAAGAUAAUACCGUAA
Theileria equi strain WA is the source of this 2548-nucleotide messenger RNA. Its product is annotated as ribosomal protein S15 domain-containing protein. Gene Ontology annotation, biological process: translation. Lineage: Eukaryota; Apicomplexa; Aconoidasida; Piroplasmida; Theileriidae. The coding region runs from base 74 to 2548 and encodes 824 amino acids. Gene Ontology annotation, cellular component: ribosome. Gene Ontology annotation, molecular function: structural constituent of ribosome. The record is from RefSeq and is a predicted model, not a curated record. The transcript is spliced from 2 exons.